ACAGUCGUCAUGACAGUUUAAUGCACGGUUUUAAAUCCUGGCUUGUAUUGUUUAUGAUUGUUACAGAUUGUUACUUUUAUUAAAUUUAAGUGAACUGUGUCAUAAAACACUCCCUUCUUUCGUUCUUACGUCUUCAAGCUCUCACAUCUCAUGUCACUUUAUAUUCUACCCUAGUGCAUAAAGUAUUUUUGGCCAGAUACAAACAAGGACAACUCAUAGUUCUUGAAAUUACAAUGGCGGCAGUGGCCAGCCUUAAACAUAUUUUCGGCUACCGAACCGGAAUUUCCGGAUCUGUAGUGUGUCUUGAUGAUCAGACCAUUGUCUAUCCAUGUGGAUCUAAUUUAGUCCUAUACAACCUCGAGCAAAAAACACAAAAAUUUAUUGCGGGUUUGGAAAAGUCUGAAGGAAUGACAGCUCUCGCUAUCAGUCCAAACAGAAGGUACAUUGCUGUUUCUGAGAAAACGCUGGAUAAGCCUGUCAUAACCAUAUACGAUGUACAUGCUCUACGCAAGAAAAAAACAUUGCACACUCCUGACACUCACUCCAAUGAAUUCAUUAGUAUAGCUUUUUCUCCGGAUUCAAAAUAUCUUGCAGUACAGAGUGGGAGUCCUGAUUGGACUUUAACAUACUGGUCCUGGGAGAAACCAAAACAACUAGCUAGUGUGAAGACGUCUACAUCUAACCCAAUCAAACAAAUCUCUUUCAGUCCUCAAGAUUGUACACUGAUAUGUGUUGUUGGCACUGAUAUCUUCCGCUUGUAUCGCUAUGGGGAAAACAGUCUCAAAACAUAUGGCAUAAAUAAGGUUGAACCUCGAAACUUCCUUUGUCAUACUUGGAUCGAUGGUGAGAAAAUUGCCGCUGGAACUGAUGACGGACGAUGGAUAUUGGUGGAAAAUGGGGAGUCAAAAUCGGAAUACGACAUCUCUGCUAUAAAUGAGAAAAGUGGGGCAUAUCAGGAAAGCAAAGAUAUUAUACAAACAAAAACUAGUAUAACAGCAUUAGCCUCUACAUCAAAAGGUUUAAUUGUAGCUACUUCAUCUGGUAUUGUUUAUUGGUUUGAACAUAUUACUACAGAUAAAUUACAUCAACAAUCACAGCAACAAUCUGAUAAACACCAUGUUAAACAUGAUAAACCUAUCACCACCACCACCACCACCACAACCACCACAACAACAGGUACAACAAAUCAAUCAAAUAUAUCAUUCAAAGAUGAAUAUCAAUUCAUAAGUAGUAUCUAUGUACCACAAGAUUUAAUAAUCAAUAAAGAAUCUGAUUUGAAUAUUCAUCAAAUGAUUAUACAAUUACAAAUUAAUCCAUCUGAAGAUUUACUUAUCAUUGCAACAAAUACACAUCAAUUAUAUCAAUUUAAUUUAAACAAUAUUGAUACAAAUAUCAAUAGUAGUAAUAGUAAUACGAAUAAAGAAUUACCUAUAUCAAAUGAAACAUUAAAAUUUAUACCAGUAUCUCAAUCAUUUCAUAAUGGACAAAUUAUUGGUAUGGAUGUAUGUAUACGUAAACCAUUAAUAGCUACAUGUUCAACUGAUAGAACAGUAAGAAUAUGGAAUUUUGAAACAAAUGAUCUUGAAUUAAUAAAACAAUUUGCUGAAGAAGUAUUCAGUGUAGCACUUCAUCCAACUGGUUUAUUCAUUUUAGUUGGAUUUAGUGAUAAAUUACGCUUAAUGAAUAUAUUACUUGAUGAUUUAAGAAUAUUUCAUGAAUUUACAAUACGUAGUUGUCGUGAAUGUGCUUUCAGUAAUGGUGGACAUUUGAUUGGUGCCGUCAAUGGAAAUGUUAUACAAAUUUAUUCAACGACAACAUUUGAUAAUCUAAUCAAUUUAAAAGGUCAUAAUGGUAAAAUUCGUUCUAUUAUUUGGUCAGAUGAUGAUUAUAAAUUAAUUUCCUGUGGAUUAGAUGGUGCUGUUUAUGAAUGGGAUACACAAAAAGGUACACGAAUUAAUGAAAAUGUAUUAAAAUCUUGUAGUUAUACAAGUGUAGCUGUUUCUCAAGAUGCUAAAACUGUUUAUGCUGUUGGUUCAGAUAAGACAUUAAAAGAAAUAAGUGAUUCACAAAUUAUUCGUGAAAUACAAUCAACUGAUCAAUUACUUACAACAGUAGCUGUUUCACAUUCUGGUCGUAUGUUAUUUUGUGGUUGUCAAAAUGGUUUAAUUAGAUCAUUUCAAAUGCCACUUACAGAUCAUUCGGAUUGGCAAGAUUAUAUUGGUCAUUGUGAUAAUAUAACAAAAAUGAAAAUGGCAUCAUUUGAUGAAUAUUUAAUAACUGUUUCUAAUGAUUGUUCAAUAAUAAUAUGGAGAAUACAAGAUCGUGAAGUACGUUCAAGUAAAACUGAUAAAGAAAAUUUAUGGAUGGAAGAAAUAUUAAUUACUAAAUCAGAUUUAGAAGAGAAAAAUUCAAUGAUUAUUGAAUUAAAAACUCGUAUAGAUGAAUUAAAAUUAGAAAAUGAUUAUCAAUUACGUUUAAAAGAUAUGAAUUAUAAUGAACGUAUUAAAGAAUUAACAGAAAAAUUUAUACAAGAAAUGGAAACAUUAAAAACUAAAAAUCAAUUAUUAAAAUUAGAUAAAGAAAAUAAUGAUAAUUAUCAUGAAAAUCAAUAUCAUGAAUUAUUAAAUAAACAUAAUGAACAAUUACAACAUAUUGAAUCAAUAUCUAAUCAAAAAUUAAUUAAUGAAUAUCAUAAAUAUAAUGAAUUAUCACAAUUAAAAGAAUUAAAUGAAUUAAAUUAUGAAAAACAAUUAAAUAAUCAACAAUUAAAUCAUGAACAAUUAUUAACGAAUACAAUUAAUAAUUAUGAAUUAAAAAUAAAUGAAAAAAAUAUAAAAAUUAAUGAAUUAAUAAAUCAAUUAAAUUUAAAUUUAAAUCAAUAUGAAUUAAUGAAACAAUUAAUUGAUUAUAAUAAUGAUCAAGAAAUUUUACAAUUAAAAUCUUAUUAUAAAAAUUUAUUAUUAAAUGAAUUAAAUUUAAAUAAAAAAUUAAAAAAUGAUAUAAAUUUAAUUAAAAAAAAUUUAUUAAAUUUACAAAAUAUUAUACAAGAAUCAAAUUUAAAUAUUAAAAAUUAUAAUAUAGAAAUUAAAAAAUUAAAUAAUAUAAUUGAUAAUUUAAAUAAAGAUUUAUAUAAUUUAAGAAAAGAAUUACAAGAAAGGGAUGAUACAAUACAAGAUAAAGAAAAACGAAUCUUGGAUUUAAAGAAAAAGAAUCAAGAAUUAGAAAAAUUCAAAUAUGUUUUAGAUUAUAAAAUUAAUGAAUUAAAAAAACAAAUUGAACCAAGAGAAAAUGAUAUAAAAACUUAUAAAGAACAAAUACAAGAUAUGGAAGCUGAAUUACAACGAUUUCAUAAACAAAAUGAUCAACUUGAAAUAAAUAUUACUGAAUUAAAACAAAAAUAUAAAUCAGUUGAAAAUGAAUUAAAACUUGAACGUCAAUCAACUAGAGAUGUUGAAUCAAUAGUUCGUCGAUUAAAAACAGAUUUAUUCAAUGUUGUUGGAUUAAUUCAAGAACCAAAACAAUUGAAAGCUGGUAUAUUAGCAUUAUAUAAAAAACAUAUUCAUGAAGAUAUGAAUACUCAACUACCAAUAGCUGUAGAUGCUACAGCUGAUGCUGAUAUUCAAAAAGAAUUCUUCAGACAACGAGAACAUCUUGAAAGAUCAGUUGCUGGAUUAAGAAAGAAGUUGGCACGAGACAGUGAAAUGCAUCGAUCGGAUUAUGUUCGUAUUAUGCAAGAAAAUGUUACUUUAAUUCAAGAAAUUGAUAAUUUACGUACUGAACUCAAAUUAUCCCGUAAUCAUAUUAAUGAUUUAGAAGCUUUACUUGGUUUUAAUCGUAAAGAUGGUAAUAAAACUAAACAAUUAUUAAUACAAUUAAAUAAAUCUAAUUCUAAUUCUACUUUACUUGAAUCGGAUUAUGAACAAGCAAAACGUAUAUUAAAAGCUCAACAAUUAUUCAUUAAUACAUUACAAAUAAAAUUAGAUCAAUCUAUUCAAAGUUAUAAUAAUAAUAAUAAUACAAAUGAUUUAUUAAAAGAAUUACAAUCAGCAGCUUAUUCUAUACAAACAAAAUCAUCAUCACCACCACCACCACCAAUGACGACAACAGUAACCACAGAAACAAUACAAUCAAGACCUUAUUCUAGUUCAAUGAUUCUACCACCGAUUAAUAAUAAUAAUAAUAAAUCAAUAACUGAUAUAACAGAUCAGCAAACAUUUUAAUCUGGUUAAUUUUGUUGUCCAUGAUGGAGAUUUCCGAGAAACAUAAAACAAUGAUAUAUGACCAAGAAAAUGAUUUUGUUUUAAUUGUUGUGAAUAAUUUAUUCAUUUAUUACACAUAGACUUGUUAAAAACAGAACUAAAUAAAUAAUAUUUGGAUGAAA
Messenger RNA from Schistosoma margrebowiei, 4381 nucleotides. The record is from the annotation of a GenBank genome assembly. NCBI's taxonomy places the organism in Eukaryota, Metazoa, Platyhelminthes, Trematoda, Strigeidida, Schistosomatidae.